UGUCAUCUAGACUGUCACAGACAUCCUCUCCUCAGUCAGGCUGCCCAUCCCCUUCCAUCCAGGCAAGCAAAGUCAUCUCCUCAUCGCAGAAGCACAGCAAGAAGGCACUCAAACAGGCCUUGAAGCAGCAGCAGCAGAAGCAGCAGCAGCAGCAAUGCAGAGCAGGCAUGCCUGUGUCAUCUAGCCAGCAUGUCCUUCUGAAGGCUGUCAAGGCAGCCAGCGACUCCACACCUGCAAAAUCUGCUUGGGAAGGAAAGCAGUCAGAUGGACAGUCGAGCAGCCCUCAGAACUCCACUUCUGGUUCCUCUCCCUCUGUUAAGCUUGAUAACUCCUUGCCAGGGUUGGGAAAGAAACCAUUCCAGAGAUCUGACAGGCUCCAUGCAAGGCAGCUGAAGAGAACAAAGUGUGCUGAAAUUGAUGUGGAAACUCCUGACUCCAUUCUUGUGAACACCAACCUGCGGGCACUGAUCAACAAGCACACGUUCUCCGUCCUGCCUACAGAAUGCCAGCAGCGCCUGCUGCUGCUGCUGCCCGAGGUGGACAGGCAGGUUGGGGCAGAUGGUUUGAUGAAGCUCAGUGGCUCUGCACUCAACAAUGAGUUCUUCACUUCAGCUGCCCAAGGGUGGAAGGAGAGGUUGUCAGAAGGUGAAUUUACACCAGAAAUGCAGCUAAGAAUACGACAAGAAAUAGAAAAGGAAAAGAAGGUCGAGCUGUGGAAGGAACAUUUUUUUGAGAGCUACUAUGGCCAGAGUUCUGGGCUAAGUCCUGAGGAGUCCAGGAGACUGAUAGCGAACACCGGCCCUGCCGAGACAGAGACUGAAAAUCCAGCAGCUGAGCCACCAAAAUGCCUGCCAGCCUCUCUGGUCCCACUCAAAGAGGAGAUGACCUCUCUGUUAGAGUCUAAAGCACAAGCAGUCCAGGAAGCACCAGCAAUGAAAAAAGGAGGGGAGGAAGGAAGGGAGGACGUGCAGCUGAAACCAGCCAAACCCACAGAGGCCUCAGUCUCCCCUGGUGCGUGCGCAGUGAAACCCAGCGACUAUUCCUUCCCUUUAAAAGAGAGAGUCCACGGAGAGUCUGUUCAAGAGAAACUACAAAUUGUCAACAGUCAAAAAGCAGACAUAGAGAGAAAGCACCCUGCCUCAAAGGAGGUGCUGGGCAAAGAGACUGUCAGUGCCUCAGGUGUGGCUCCAAGUAAACCAAAGAGCCCCGAAGCAGGUGAAGUAGUAGCAAACAUGAAAAGCCCAGUGAUGACUUCAGAAACACCAGAAAAGAAGCCCCCUGUAAAUGAAGACAUGGAAGUCAGUGUGGAAGCACCUAAGAGGAAGUCAGAGAGUCGGGAAGAAGCUCCAACCACUCCCGAAAAAAAGCCACGCAUCAUGGAGACCUGUCAGCACCACCAGGCAUUUCGGAGCCAGGCACAGCCCUUUCCUGCUGCGGGGACCCCAGUGCCGCGUGUACCCCCACUCAAGAUUCCCGUUUCCAGAAUCUCCCCAAUGCCAUUUCCUGCGGGCCAGGUCUCUCCCAGGGCACGUUUCCCGAUCUCACUUACCAGUCCAGGAAGAAGAGGAGCCAGAACUUUGGCAGACAUCAAGGCAAAAGCCCAGCAAGCAAAG
Nestor notabilis (Kea) is the source of this 1613-nucleotide messenger RNA. Its product is annotated as putative Polycomb group protein ASXL2. The transcript is spliced from 8 exons. Gene Ontology annotation, biological process: positive regulation of transcription by RNA polymerase II; animal organ morphogenesis. The annotation marks the transcript as partial. Gene Ontology annotation, cellular component: PR-DUB complex. Gene Ontology annotation, molecular function: chromatin binding; peroxisome proliferator activated receptor binding. Lineage: Eukaryota; Metazoa; Chordata; Aves; Psittaciformes; Psittacidae. The record is from RefSeq and is a predicted model, not a curated record.